Tripterygium wilfordii is the source of this 1625-nucleotide messenger RNA. RefSeq names its product probable WRKY transcription factor 74. The record is from RefSeq and is a predicted model, not a curated record. Gene Ontology annotation, biological process: regulation of DNA-templated transcription. The transcript has 3 exons. Bases 413 to 1414 code for a protein of 333 amino acids. Lineage: Eukaryota; Viridiplantae; Streptophyta; Magnoliopsida; Celastrales; Celastraceae. Gene Ontology annotation, molecular function: sequence-specific DNA binding; DNA-binding transcription factor activity.
AAUAAACUGCAUAACGAGGUCUCUGAUGAUGCGUCCCGCCUUGUUAUAUCUUUUCACAGAGACUGCUUUCUUUUUUUCAGCUUCACUUUACUCUUUACAUUUUACUUUUCUUAAUUUUCUUUCACAAUUCUUUGAUUUCUUUUGGUUUUGUGUCAAGAGAGACGUUGUUCUCUUUUUCUUUUUUGGGUCACUUUAAGAAGUCCCAAAAACAAAUUAGUCUUCUCUUUCACACUAGUGAUCAUAAGGAGAAGUCACAGAAUUUCAUUGUGCUCUUCUUUUCUGUUCUAAUGACCCCAACAUGAAAAUUUGGUCAAAUGAGUUCUGGGUUUCUUUCUUUUUCUUUUUCUUUUUCUUUUUUUGUGUGUGUCUAUUGAGUUGAUUUAGAAUCUUGUUUUUUUGUGAGUUAGUGACCAUGGAGGAGGUUGAACUGGCAAACAAGGCAGCUGUUGAGAGCUGCCAUAGGGUUAUAAGCCUUUUAUGUAAACCCAAAAAUCCAGUUCACAGUAGAGAUUUCAUGGUGGAAGCUGAAGAGGAGGCUGUGUUCAAGUUUAAGAGAGUUGUGUCUCUUUUAAGCAAUGAUUUUGGUCAUGGAAGAGUGAGAAAGUUGAAGAGGUUUAGAUCUUCUUUGCCCCAAAGUUUCUUCCUAGAAACCCCCAAUUCUAUGCCAAUUUUGGCUCCAAGACCACUCCAAGUGCUCCCUCCCAAUUUUCUUCAAAACCCACCUUUAGAAGUUGUUUCAAGGCCUCAUUCUUCUACCCAAAUGAGACAGAAAAUGUUUCCUCAAAUCCCAGUACUGGAUAUUAACUCACAUAUCAAGUCUUCUCUACAAGUUCCCCAACCAAAGCCCUCACAACACUAUCAGUUCAUUCAACAACAGCAACCAUUACAAACUCUGCAAUUUCAGCAGCACCCUAGGAGUAAUAGUUGCAUAAACAUGAAGUUUGAUGGUUCUAGUUGCGCACACACCAUGUCAUCAUCAUCUAGGUCAUUCAGAUCAUCUCUGAGCAUAGAUGGUAGUGUUGCAAGCUUGGAUGGGAAUUCAUUCAGUUUCAUUGGUGUGCCUCAAUCCUCUGAGCAGAUCUCACAACAGCACAGAAGGAAAUGCACUAGUAGUGGGAAAUGUCAUUGUUCAAAGAGGAAGAAACUGAGGGUGAAGAGAUCUAUUAAGGUACCUGCUAUUAGUAGCAAAGUUGCAGAUAUUCCUCCUGAUGAGUAUUCAUGGAGGAAAUAUGGUCAAAAACCCAUUAAGGGUUCUCCACAUCCUAGGGGAUACUACAAAUGUAGCAGCAUGAGAGGAUGCCCUGCUAGGAAGCAUGUAGAGAGGUGCCUUGAAGAUCCUUCAAUGCUGAUCGUCACUUACGAAGGUGAGCACAACCAUUCGAGAUUACUCUCAUCGCAAUCGGCCAAUACAUGAAACAUACUGGGCAGCGUCCAUUGGGAAACUCCUUUCCAAACCAGAUGGUUUUCAAUUGUGAAUUACUAGUGUAAAUAGUAUCUAGUUUGAAAUCUGACCAAAUAAUGUAUUACUGCUGCAAGUCCACCCUAAAUUACGGCUACUGUAAAAUAGGGAAUGAAAAUUGUAAACUUGCUUGUCUUCAAGAAGAUUGAUACUUGCUUUCGUUUCU